CUAGGGCGGCGCCCGAGUUAAAUCUGUAACAGGGAAUGGAAAACAAAAUGUCAACUACUCCUUGAGAAAACAUUGGGCAAAAUGAGCAUUUAAUUAGACUUUUAUGGCGUGGUAAUUAUGGAGGAGCUGGCAAAGGAAGUAUCUUCCUUAUCGGCUGAGGAAGGAGAAGAAACCUCCAAGCAGAAUGGUCAAAUAUGGUGUUUGAAGCGAAUUGGGAAAGACAGCGGCUGGCUACAACUCUUCGAAAAUACUGAGGUUACCAUCGGACGUGGACUGAAUGUCACCCAUCAGAUUCUGUCAGUGAGCUGUCCACUGAUGAUCUCCAGAAACCACUGCAUGUUUAAGCAGAGAGAACAUGGCCAGUGGACGGUGACUGACAAUGAGAGCCUAAAUGGAGUGUGGGUGAAUGGUACUCGGAUAUCCCCCAGGAAACCUCACGUUCUGCAGCAGGGAGACCUCGUGCGAUUCGGCGUCCCGUUGGAUGGCAACCCAGUUGAGUUUGAGUAUGUUCUUCUCCACUCCAGCCUUGACAAAAUCAAAGAUUUCUUGUCAAAGACAGCCGGAGCAGAAGUCAAAGCUUUGACCUCCAGACCAAAAAAGUCCAAGCGAAAAUUUGGCACAGAUGAGACGGAGCCGAACAUCUCGAAAGCGAAGCUCUAUCGCGUGUCCAACACGGACAAAUCUCACGGCCUUCCGUGUCCCCCGGCGACACUACCCGAUCAGGCUGGACCUAGUGAACCGUCUGGACGCUUCACUCAGUGUAGUGACAGCAGCCAGCAUCUGACUAGCUUAAAACGCUACAACGAGAACCUGAAAGCGUUGAAGGAGCGCAUGGGGGCCACGCAGAAGCGAGCGGCUGAGUUAGAGGGGCAGGAGGCCUCGAGUCUCGAGCAGCGCCAGGAAAUGGAGGCUCUGCAGGAGCAGAUGAAGCUGCUACGAGGCGAGUUAAACUCGCAGCAGGAACUGGCACGGCAGCGCAUGGAGAUCCUGGAGCGGACCGUGUGUGAGGAGGAGAGACGACUGGCGAUGGAGAGAAUCCAGCAGAAAGAAGAUGGCCUGAAGAAACAACUAGAGGAGGCUUUAAAAGAGCACCGCAAAGUAAUAGAAGAGCUCAAACACGAAAGGGAGGGAUUUCAAGAGGUUCUUCAGGCCAAAGACAAGGAGCUGAAAGUAACCAAGGAGGAGAAAGAGCGGGCGAGAGCUCAGAAGGAAGAGGUGGUCUCACAGAUGACGGAAGUGCUGGAGAAUGAACUGCAGUGCAUCAUUUGCUCUGAGCUCUUCAUCGAGGCGGUGACGCUGAGCUGCGCACACAGUUUCUGUCAGCACUGUAUCGCAGACUGGCGGAGACGCAGAGACGAGUGUCCCAUCUGCAGGCAGCCCAUUGUGUCUCAGGCUCGCUCUCUGGUGCUGGACAACUGCAUUGACCGCAUGGUGGAAAACCUGAGCACUGUGAUGAGGGAGAGGAGAACAGCGCUUAUCAGCCAGAGGAAAGGUGAGAGGUCUGCGUAAAGCACCUUCUGUCGGACUGGUAGUGAUCCAGGACGAUAGUGACACUGAUCCAUCGAUUCAACCAUCCAGCACAGCAAAGGCAACCUGGUGAAGCCCUCUGUGACUCAGUAAUAUCAAUGUGUAUGCUCACUAGUAUGAAUAUGAAAUGUACAGCUAUGAACUUUGUUUGUUUUCGGUUUGUAGAUAAUUGUCAUAUUUGUUUGUUUUUCUUUUUGUCUUACCAAUAAAGCAGCUUUAUUAGAUUA
Ictalurus punctatus (channel catfish) is the source of this 1754-nucleotide messenger RNA. It is a transcript of the gene rnf8, whose product is annotated as ring finger protein 8, E3 ubiquitin protein ligase. Gene Ontology annotation, cellular component: ubiquitin ligase complex; site of double-strand break; nucleus. Lineage: Eukaryota; Metazoa; Chordata; Actinopteri; Siluriformes; Ictaluridae. Gene Ontology annotation, biological process: protein K48-linked ubiquitination; double-strand break repair; ubiquitin-dependent protein catabolic process. The transcript has 8 exons. The record is from RefSeq and is a predicted model, not a curated record. Gene Ontology annotation, molecular function: ubiquitin protein ligase activity; histone binding. The coding region runs from base 118 to 1509 and encodes 463 amino acids.